AUGGACAACAGUCUGACGGUCACUGACCCUCGCACCAACACGGUCGUCAAGAUCGCUAUUGAUCCCAGAUUCGGCACCAUCCCCGGAACCGCCUUUGCUCAAUUCAAGUUGAAACCCACGAUACCGCCUUCGGACGACCCAAACGACAGAGUGCCGCUGCGUCUGUACGACCCAGGCUUCAAAAACACGACCGUCUGCCGAUCAAAGAUAUCAAAUGUCGACGGAGAGAACGGGAAAUUGUACUACCGGGGAUACGAUGUGGAAGAGCUGUGUGAGAAGAGCAAUUUUCUCGAAGUGGCGUAUUUGCUGAACUACGGGGAACUGCCGGACCCAAUGGAGGCAGAGAAGUGGUCCAAGGCGGUGAUGACCCAUACUUACAUCCACGCCGAGUUGGAGAAGCAGAUGAUGUCGUUCCGAUAUGAUGCUCACCCUCACGGGAUGCUCAUCGCGACCAUCGCUUCCCUGUCCACCUUCCACCCGGAAGCAAACCCUGCCUUGCAAGGAACCGACUUCUACAUGUCGCCCAAGAUUCCUGCUGGGCAGGAGCCAACACCAGAACAGGCAGAGAAGGUGAAACAUGCUCAGGAAGUAAGAAACAAAGCGACGUUCCGGAUGCUGGGGAAGACCGCCACCAUAGCCGCCAAUGUGUACCGUCAUAGGCUUGGACGGCCAUACAAUCACCCAAUGCCCGGCGUCUCUAGCUAUACUGAGAACUUGCUGUACAUGAUGGAUAAGUUGAACGAGCCCGACUACCGACCUGACCGCCGCCUUGUAAGGGCUCUGGACACUAUGUUCAUUCUGCUUGCCGAGCAUGGAAGCAACUGCUCCACCAUUCUGAUGAGGCAUUUGAUGUCCUCCGGAGUGGAUCCGUAUACAGCGUUAUCUGGUUCGGCUGGUGCGCUUUUUGGCGAGCGGAAGGCAUCAGCGGUGAUCACGAUGUUGAAGGAGAUUGGAAAGGUUGAGAAAAUCCAACACUAUCUGUCGAUCGUCAAACGUCGCGAGAGCUUCGUCGGAAACAUUGGUAUGCAAAAGAUAAAUCGACCUGCAAGGCUCAUGGGCUUCGGUCAUCGCGUAUACAAGACUGGCGACCCGAGAGUCAAAAUCGCAAAGAAGGUCGCGUUCGAUCUUUUCGCACUGAUGGGCAAAGAUAAUGUUGCGGAAUUGGCUCUCGCCUUGGAAGAAGCCGUCGCGGCGGACGAAUGGUUUACAAAGCGCGGCUUGUACCCAAACAUCGACUUCUGGUCAGCCAUAGUGUUUCAUACGUUAGGGUUUCCCGUCGACAUGUUCCCGGUUCUGUUGACCGUCCCUAGGGUGGCAGGACUCAUUGCGAACUGCUGGGAAAGCUUGGACGACCCGGAGUACAAGAUCUACAGACCGAGGCAGAUCUACACCGGGGAAGUCAUACGCAAAUACUCGCGCGCACAGGAACGCCGACUUAGUCUGGACAACUCUGCAUUGGCGUAUUUGCAGAAUGACCCUCUCGCUGCCAAAAGGCGAGGUACUGCCGAUCCUAACUCGUCGCAUGAGAUUGACGACAUUGUUUCGCGCACGCAGCGGUCGAUUGAUGAAUUGAACGACAAACUUCUCGAGCUUGAGACGCUGGGCGUCGACCCUCAGCUUGCAAGCGCUGGAGGGCCCAGACAACAGGGCGGCGCGACGGCUCUGGCUACCAACCUGAGCACGCGUGUGAGCUCUUGGGUGUCUGGUCGUCUCUUCAAUAGCCCAACGGGUGUGGGUCAUACGUUGCAGUUGGCUGAGCAACUUCGGAAAACCCAAGCGGAGCUCACUACCCUACUGGAGAAGCAACGCGAAAUGCUGGUCGCCAACGCAGAAGCCAACAGCGACAGUAACCCAGCGCGUAACGAGGAACCACAAGCAUCGUCCCUCGCAUCAUCGACACUGUCACCAACUGCAGCAGAUUGGCGCGCAUCAAGCGGCCGCUCGCCUAACCUCUUGGGAGGAGGAAGCCCACGAGCUAUCGCCCCGACAUUAUCGACUUCCGGCUCUAGGCCUUCGACGCCGGGAGGACAUUAG
Messenger RNA from Fimicolochytrium jonesii, 2034 nucleotides. RefSeq names its product citrate synthase-like protein. Bases 1 to 2034 code for a protein of 677 amino acids. Gene Ontology annotation, biological process: carbohydrate metabolic process; tricarboxylic acid cycle. Lineage: Eukaryota; Fungi; Chytridiomycota; Chytridiomycetes; Spizellomycetales; Powellomycetaceae. Gene Ontology annotation, cellular component: mitochondrial matrix. The transcript has 6 exons. The record is from RefSeq and is a predicted model, not a curated record.